CGACAGGUCAGAGCCACCAAUAAGCGGGUGGUAUGAGAUCAGCUACACCGAUUUAACUAAAUCCGUCUGACGCCCAAAGGUGCGGUGGAUCCCCGGGGAUAGAUGCGCUGCUACGCUGAAGCCUGGGAAGGACGAAGCAUCCCGCUGCUGCAGGGCAGCUCCCCGACGAUGAUCAUAACACUGCGGGCUCUCUUCGAACAAGGGAGGACAUUUUUGGAUGCACAGAAAGCAGUAAUCGAAGACUUUGCCAUGAACAAAAACAAGAGAGACAGAGAGUUCUACAGUGUAGACGUUGGGGAUUCAACAUUUACAGUACUGAAGCGAUACCAGAAUCUAAGACCCAUCGGCUCAGGAGCACAGGGAAUCGUCUGCUCUGCUUAUGACCAAAUCCUUGAACGAAAUGUUGCUAUCAAGAAGCUGAGUCGACCCUUUCAAAAUCAAACCCAUGCUAAGAGGGCGUACAGAGAGCUAGUCCUAAUGAAAUGUGUCAAUCACAAAAAUAUCAUUGGCCUAUUAAAUGUAUUCACGCCACAAAAAUCGCUAGAAGAUUUCCAAGAUGUAUACUUGGUAAUGGAGCUGAUGGAUGCCAACCUGUGUCAAGUGAUUCAAAUGGAGCUGGACCAUGAGAGGUUGUCGUACCUGCUCUAUCAGAUGUUGUGUGGCAUCAAACACCUCCACGGUGCCGGGAUCAUACACAGGGAUCUGAAGCCCAGUAAUAUAGUUGUCAAGUCUGAUUGCACGCUGAAGAUUUUGGAUUUUGGCUUGGCUCGGACGGCAGCCACAGGCCUUUUGAUGACGCCAUAUGUGGUUACACGCUACUACAGAGCACCAGAAGUAAUCCUGGGCAUGGGCUACCAGGCCAACGUGGAUGUGUGGUCAGUGGGCUGCAUUGUGGCUGAGAUGAUCAGGGGGAGUGUUUUGUUCCCUGGCACUGAUCAUAUCGACCAGUGGAACAAGGUGAUUGAGCAGCUAGGCACUCCAUCUCAGGAUUUUCUAAUGAAACUGAAUCACUCAGUGAGAACGUAUGUAGAAAACAGACCACGGUACGCCGGAUACAGUUUCGAGAAGCUCUUCCCAGAUGUGCUCUUCCCUGCUGACUCUGAUCACAACAAACUGAAAGCAAGCCAAGCCAGAGACCUGUUAUCCAAGAUGCUUGUGAUUGAUGCGUCAAAGCGCAUCUCUGUGGAAGAAGCCUUGCACCACCCAUAUAUUAAUGUUUGGUACGAUCCUGCUGAAGUGGAAGCGCCGCCCCCAAAGAUCCCAGACAGGACACUGGAUGAAAGAGAGCACACGGUGGAGGAGUGGAAAGAGCUAAUUUAUAAGGAAGUGAUCGAAUGGGAGGAACGAACAAAAAAUGGAGUGAUCAGAGGUCAACCCACUGCUUUAGGUGCAGCAGUGAUCGACAGUCCUCCUCAGCCCACAUCUUCCUCCUCCUCCUCCUCGGCCAACGACGUCUCCUCCAUGUCUACAGAGCCAACCGAUCCCGGCAGUGACCCCGCUUUGGGCUCGGAGACAGACAGCAGCUUGGACAGCCACACCUCCCUCAGUGCGCUGGCCUGCUGCAGAUAACUACACAAGCACACAUCUACUGUACAUGUUCAAAACAAACCUUUCCUCAUCAGCGUGUGUGUAUGUGUGAUGGGAGAGUGUUAAGGUAAUUGUUAGUUUAUAGAGUUGAGGAUUUGAUGUACAGUUUGUUCUUUGUCCCUCCCAUCCCUCUACCUGACCUGUUCUGCUGUAAAUUAUUGUGGUUUGAAUAAGGUGAUAUCAUGAUUACUGUAUUUUUGCUGCAAGAGGCAAAAUGCGAAAAUGUUUUGAUGUGAAACUGUGAUGUAUGUUAUGGGAAGGAUAUGAGUGUACUUUAUCUACUGCUGUUUUUUUUGUUUUUUUUUACUUACUACUGCAGUCAAAAACCAUAAUGUAUUGACUGGAAUAUCAUGUUGAAUAUAUUUUUUGCUUUUUUGUGAACUUUGGAAGGAACAUAUAUCAGUUCUCUCAGACAGUAGUUUAUAGCACAUUUCAUCUUGAACUGUAAUGAUGCAAAUGAAUGAUUUUAUUUUCAAGCUGUUACUAAGUUUUCUUGUAGAAAACAGAUCUUGGUGUGUCCAAGUUAAUAUAUUACUUUUUACAAACCUGUCUCAGUGUGUGUAUCUGAACAUUCUGAUGACAGGGUUUUAUUUUUUACUAUAAAAUAGUAUAAUUAUAAUUUUUCCUUAUUUGCAGACAUAAAUGUAAUUUGUAAGUGAAAUGUUGUUAGAUGGGAAGAAGGGGUGAAUGUAGAGCAAAAAAAAACUGAUUUAUAAGGAGCAGGGAAGUGCUUGAACCCUUGACUUGAAAUUUUGAUUAAAAAUUCAACCUCAAGAACAAUUACUUUGUAUGUGUGAGGGCAGGGGAUAAUUCAUUUUAAUAGCAUUGAUACCAAUAUUAGUACUUGCUCUUUUCCCAAUAUUUAUAAACGUUUCAUCUUCUGAAAAUCUAAAGGAAAGGGACUUGUUACCCUGAACCAUCAGGUGACUCUAUGAGCUGUUCUACUAAGUCAGUUAAACAGAAGCACAGUUCUCUAGAACAAAUUAGAUGCUCUUGCUCAUUAACUUGAAUAAGUAAAGCAUCAUAAAACAACUUCAGGUAUGUGUAUAUUAAAGGCAUUGUUAAGGGUACAUAUAAAUGGUCCGUUUGUGAUUUGGUUAACAAUUAUUUCUUAAUGGCAGAUGUACUCAUUUUGUGUUUUUCUCAAAUUUUCAAUGUAAGAUUGUGCAGCUCUGACACUAAUUUAAUUGGUGGCUGCUUCUAUAGCAUCUGCACAUUGUUACCAGACAAUAAAUUUGUCCAAAUCUGUAAUGUCUUCAAUGACUAGAGUAGGGUACUAUAAUUUAAGACACCAGAAACUAAGUCCAAACACGUCACU
Xiphophorus maculatus (southern platyfish) is the source of this 2905-nucleotide messenger RNA. RefSeq names its product mitogen-activated protein kinase 8-like (gene mapk8a). Lineage: Eukaryota; Metazoa; Chordata; Actinopteri; Cyprinodontiformes; Poeciliidae. Gene Ontology annotation, cellular component: cytoplasm; nucleus. The transcript has 12 exons. Gene Ontology annotation, molecular function: JUN kinase activity; ATP binding. The coding region runs from base 103 to 1569 and encodes 488 amino acids. The record is from RefSeq and is a predicted model, not a curated record. Gene Ontology annotation, biological process: protein phosphorylation; JNK cascade.